Messenger RNA from Diaporthe amygdali, 939 nucleotides. RefSeq lists its product as uncharacterized. Bases 1 to 939 code for a protein of 312 amino acids. The record is from RefSeq and is a predicted model, not a curated record. The transcript is spliced from 3 exons. NCBI's taxonomy places the organism in Eukaryota, Fungi, Ascomycota, Sordariomycetes, Diaporthales, Diaporthaceae.
AUGCUAGCAGAGGCUUCAAGCAGCUCUACGGCUUCCACAACCCUUUCAGAGCAAAUCUUCGCAAAUGCGGCUAAAGAACUGUAUCCACGACUGGUGCUUUAUGAGGCUCUUGCUCAAUUCAAGGAUGAUUCAGAGCGGCGACACCCAUCUGGUGACGAUGUUGUUGAAGCCCGCAGAAAGUUUUUGGACUCGUUUGCCUAUCUAUGCGAUGUUCAGAAGGGGGGUGCCACCGUGACUGCCGUCGGGUUGCAGAAGCUACCCCAUAGCAACAUUCUUUGGUUAGCAGCAAACGAGGGUAUACGCGAUGAGAUCAAAACUUACGCGAAAGCCAUUCGAUCUCAUCUCAUGCGAGUCGAUUCAAGUACUGAGGAGACUAUUGAAGAUGCCGUCUUUCGACUUGCGGUGAUGAUGUGUGAUUCUCGAAUCUCGACAUACAACGAGGAAGUACGGAACAUCAAGAAGAGAUCGAAGGAUCUAAGGGAUGAUUUUGGAAAACUUGCACACUAUAUUGGACGUCUUGGAGCAACCCGAUCAGCUGCCCACCAUGUUGUCAAAGGGAUGAUCAAAGUUCCAUCUCUUCGCCAGAUAUCUUGUAUCCGCGUGGUCGACGCGCCAGACUCCCUCAUGGUGGCGAUCGACCAGGAAGGCCUGAGCCCAUAUGAGAUUGUGCGCGGGAUCUGCCAGGACUUCGCUUCUCAAAACCCUCUGGACAAUCGGCUGGCGCUGCACAACCUUGUGGAACUUGAUCUUCCUUCUGGAAGCAACAACAUACGUCUGAACAUGAGUUUUCGGAACACGAUUAUCACUAGAGUGCACGCCGAACUACAAAUCGCUGACAAAUUCAGCAGGGAAGGGUUUGUGUUCGUGGACGAUGAUAAGUACAUCGGUUGCAAGUACAGUUUCAACACCACCGCUGGGAUAGAGGCAAUGAAUGAAUGA